AUGAAUUUUGCUUUUGCUAGCUUAGCAGGGGAGACGCAGGGCUACUGCAAUACGCCGGCAGGUGUCCAGGUCAAAGUCACUUCCAAGUACGGUACAAUCGAAUUCAAUGUAACCAAGACCGGUGAAGACGACUUCUUUCUCGAAGGCGCAAAGGGCAUAGAGCUCUUCCAUAAAGAGCCUAACCCUACUUAUGAUGCGUGGGGCGAAAAGGUGCUCGACCUCACUUUGCAUAUCAAGCUUCGUGUCAAUCCGCCUUAUGACGCCUGUUGCGUCGCCCGGGCGGCCUUGGGAAUAGCCUACAGGCCAUUCGAAACUGAGAGCGCUCAAUUUAGGCAGACUUUCAAUUUCCUCGACAUGACCUGCUUUGGCGAAUCGGCACUGCCUACCUGUGAUCCAACGAUCCACAAAGACUUGCCCACUGCCAUCGAUCUAGAUUGCCAUAUGGGCGCUGAUUACGACAUCAUGCAAUAUCACGGUCCAUCAGACGACUACAUCCCCCAACAAUACCCCUCGUCGCUGUUGCUUCCGUUCGAAUGCCUCUCCUGCGACAUUUUGUCCGCGUUGCGCAUUUCACUUCGCGACAACAGAAGCUUGGUUGCUUCAUCGGCGCUCAAUCGAAUCAUCAGCAAGAUGCGAAGCUUUGGCAAGGUAUCUUUCGCUGGCAUACUUGCUCUGGUAACGUGCGUCCGUACAUCGGUCAUCGGAAGCCAGCCGACGUUGGCCAAACGGGCGACAAACGAAUGUAUCCUCAACGUCAACAACAACCAAAUCAUCUUUGUGUUUGACUUUACGCUCAAUGCCAAUGGGCUCGGCAUUGCAUCCGUCGACAAAGUCAUGCCUCAAGAGCCCGAUAAAGGCGCGUCGUACGGCUUGGCAAACGAAGUGAUUCCCGUUGGAUUCCUGCAGUACAACACCGCCCAACGCCAGAGUAUCGAACGCAACUCAGUCACUGCCUUCAAGGAUGGCACGCAGUACUACGCCCGCAUCGAGUUGGGCUUCAAGGACGCCAACAAGUUCCUGUUUUACUACAUGGCGAACUAUCAGAUCAAUUUCCAGGUCCAGACCAAGACCGUGCAAGGCAUGUCGUGCAAUAUCAAUGGCGUGCAAUGGGAUAUUUGGCAGCCUAAGAACUUCUUGGGUACUGGCUAG
Messenger RNA from Mixia osmundae IAM 14324, 1149 nucleotides. RefSeq lists its product as uncharacterized. The record is from RefSeq and is a predicted model, not a curated record. Bases 1 to 1149 code for a protein of 382 amino acids. The transcript has 7 exons. Lineage: Eukaryota; Fungi; Basidiomycota; Mixiomycetes; Mixiales; Mixiaceae.